ACACACACACCUGGGCACACACACACAUUCCCAUCCCAGCCCCAGUACCUGGGGACACCCACAGGGUCCCCCCACAGUGAGGUGGCACCGGAGCUGUCCCUGCUGUGCCUGGGGCCCAUCCAGCCUCAAUUGCACCCGCUGGGGACCUGGUGGCACCCUCAGGGGACAGAGGGGUGGUGCUGGGUCUGGGUGUCCCGAUAACAGCCCCGGCCUUAUCUGGGCACUGCCAAGGGCUCCCCUCCCUGCACAGCCUCGGGGAUUUUGGGGGUCCCUCCCCGCACUGAGCCCACCUGUCCCCACCAGCCGGGUUCUCUUGGCCAAGCCCCCCUUGGCAUGGGCACAGCGGGCGUGUGGCACCCGGUGGUGGGCACAGGGAGGUGGCACACGUCCCCACGGGGGUGUCUGCGUGCUGAGGGUGACUCUGAUUUAUUUGGGGGCUGUGGAGGUUUGUGUGGCUGCUGUGGGAUUCACCAGCCCCUCCCCGGUUUCUCUGUCACAACAACGGAGGGAAACUGAGGCACGGUAAAGAGGGGGGUGGGGGGGCUGCCCCUCGGCACAGUCACCCCCUGCCCACCCCGUGAAUGUGGGGGUUCAGACCCCGAGAGGGGGUGGGGGUGAUAUCAGCCCCCCAAAACGGGGAUGGAGGCAGGGCAAGGCAGGGGGUGCUGAUCUGAGCCUGGGGUGGGCAAAAGACCCCCCCAAAACCCCGGGGGCGCCCCCUCCCCGUGUCUUUACCCACGGGGUCCCCCGGCAAUGUCUCAUCAUGCCGGGAGGGGCAGGGGGUGACCCCCGGGGGGACCCCGGCCCUCCCCUGUGUGUUGCGCCCCCCCCCAUCCCCCGGAGAGAGAUUUGGGGGGCCGGGGGCGGGGAGAGCAUCCCUUUGGGGGGGCGGGCGGCGCACGGCCCGUGGCGUGGGCACCGGCGGAGCAAAGCCUGCGCGGAGCGGGGGGCCGCGGGCCGGGGGGGUCCCCACGGGGGAAGGGGCAUCGCCCGCCCGUGGCCGCGGCGCCGGGGCCGCUGGAUGGAAGCGAGCUGGGUGCCGGCUGCCAUGGCUCUGGGGCUCUCCUCCAAGAAAGCUUCCUCCAGGAACAUCGCCGUGGAGAGGAAAAACCUCAUCACCGUCUGCAGGUUCUCGGUGAAGACCCUUCUGGAGAAGUACACGGCAGAUCCCAUCGAUGACUCCUCCGAGGAGUUCGUUAACUUCGCUGCCAUCCUCGAGCAGAUCCUCAGCCACCGCUUCAAAGGCCCUGUCAGCUGGUUCAGCUCUGAUGGACAGCGCGGGUUUUGGGAUUACAUCCGCCUGGCCUGCAGCAAGGUCCCCAACAACUGCGUCAGCAGCAUCGAGAACAUGGAGAACAUCAGCACCUCCAGGGCCAAGGGCCGGGCCUGGAUCCGCGUGGCGCUGAUGGAGAAGCGAAUGUCCGAGUACAUCUCCACGGCCCUGAGGGACACUCGCACCACCAGGCGGUUCUACGAUGACGGGGCCAUCAUGCUGCGGGAGGAGUCCACGGUGCUCACGGGGAUGCUCAUCGGGCUCAGCGCCAUCGACUUCAGCUUCUGCCUGAAGGGAGAGGUGAUGGACGGUAAAACGCCCGUGGUCAUCGACUACACGCCCUACCUGAAGUUCACGCAGAGCUAUGACUACCUGAGCGAGGAGGAGGAGCGGGGCAGUGUGGAGAGCAGCACGAGCGAGGACAGCUCACCUGAGCACCCCUACCUGCCCCUGGUCACCGACGAGGACAGCUGGUACAACAAGUGGCGCAAGAUGGAGCAGAAAUUCCGCAUUGUUUAUGCCCAAAAGGGGUACCUGGAGGAGCUGGUGAGGCUGCGGGAGUCACAGCUGAAGGACCUGGAGGCGGAGAACAAGCGGCUGAAACUCCGGCUGGAGGAGGUGAUGGUGCAGAACCAGCUGGAGAAGAGGGAGCUGGAGGGCGUCAUCCUGGAGCUGCAGGAGCAGCUGACGGGGCUGAUCCCCUGUGAGAACCCACAGCUGGCCCAGCUCUCCAAGGAGAUGGUGACACCCCUGGUCAACCAGUGGCCCUCCCUGGGGACCCUCAAUGGCAACGAGAGCGGCUCGGACAGCAAACUCUACAGAAGGCACAGCUUCGUGAGCACCGACCAGCUCUCGGCCGAGAACAGCCUCAGCUCCGACUCCCAGCGCCUGGGCGAGGGCAAGCGUGAAGGGGAGCCCUGGGGGCCCUUGGGGAAGGACCCCACGCCCUCCAUGCUGGGGCUCUGCGGCUCCCUGGCCUCCCUGCCCAGCUGCAAGUCCCUGGCCAGCCUCAAGUCCAACGAGUGCCUGGUGAGCGACAGCACGGAAGCCAGCCCGACCCGCAGCCCCAGCUGAGACCCCCGGCCCCCGCGCCGCCCCCCGGCCCCGCCUGACGGCGCAGGACUGACCGAGCUCGGCCCCCCUCGCACCCCGGGCACGACGAGGGACUCGCUGAUCCCACCGGGGAGGCUGGGGACGGGCAGCCCCCUCCCCACCUUGAGACCCCACCCUGGACCCCGGCUGGAGACACGGACCUGCUGGGAUGGGGGUGCAGGACUGGGGGGAACGAACUGUGCCACGGUGGGGGGACACUGGCAGUGGCAGCUGCUGGGGAGAGAGGGGGGUCGGGCCCAGGCCCCUUCCAGGGUGAGGGUCCAGCGUGGCCCCGCUGUCCGUCCUGCUCAGCCCCUGGUGCCCACCCGGGCUGCGCCUGCCUGGCCUCCCCCAGCUCCCCUGCACUGUGCGGGGCUGCCUGCCCCCCUUGCAGCAGCAUCCCCACAACAGGGGAGGAUCCUUCUUCCCCCUUCCUCCCUGUCCUCCCCUGGGUUUUGGGUUGUUUUGGGUGAUUUUGGUUUUUAUUUCAGCCCCAUCUGCCUUGUUGGAGCAAAAGGAAUCAAUAAACGCAGCAAGCAGA
Agelaius phoeniceus (red-winged blackbird) is the source of this 2906-nucleotide messenger RNA. It is a transcript of the gene RUNDC3A, whose product is annotated as RUN domain containing 3A. Lineage: Eukaryota; Metazoa; Chordata; Aves; Passeriformes; Icteridae. The record is from RefSeq and is a predicted model, not a curated record.